Tarenaya hassleriana is the source of this 3874-nucleotide messenger RNA. RefSeq names its product zinc finger CCCH domain-containing protein 13-like. The transcript is spliced from 6 exons. Bases 419 to 3694 code for a protein of 1091 amino acids. NCBI's taxonomy places the organism in Eukaryota, Viridiplantae, Streptophyta, Magnoliopsida, Brassicales, Cleomaceae. The record is from RefSeq and is a predicted model, not a curated record.
UCGUGCGCAUCCCUUUCUUUUUUUUCCCGUCCCUGUUUUUUUUUUCCUGCUCAGCAUCAUUGGCUCCUUCCACAUUUAUCCCCAAUCACCGUACCAAUCUCGCCGCCGCCGGUGUAUUUCCCGGCGAUCUGGUGUCUCCGGUUACUGUUUCUCAUCAACGGAAUCUGUAUUUCUCAAGCUAGGGUUUGUAUCCUCGCGGUCAAGGCCUGAAUCUUAGUUACCAUUUCGAUUUUAGGGUUUCUGUUUUCUUCAUUUUAAGGAUUUAAUCGCCGUUUUCUCGAGAGGACAAGUGUCUCAGUCUGAGUUCUUAUGGUUAUGGAGGUUGCUCACUAGGGUAUUCGAAUCCUCUGUGUUCGUUUCGGCUUUUGGGUCGUCAGGGUUUUCGCUUUUUCUCCUCGCUGUUCAGUGAUUUCCGGGGAUGCCACGGAGUUCAAGGCAUAAAUCGAGCAAACAUAGCUCUAGGGAUGCGAGGGAGUACUCUGAUUCGGAAAAAGAAUCUAGUUUGAGAGAGAGGAAGAGCAAAGACGAGAGUAGCACUAGAGUUUCGAAGGAAUCGGGUUCUGGAGGCAAACGCAAGCUUGAUUCCAAGGAUAAUAAAGAGUACUAUGACUCUUUCAAUGGCGAGUAUUACGAGGAGCACACUUCCUCGAAACGUCGCAAAGAGAAAACAGAAGACGGUCUUAGUGAUAGGUGGAAUGGCGGAGAUGAAGACAGAGAGGGGAGUUCGAAGAAGUCGAAGAGUUCUAGUGAGAAGAGUAGGAGGAGAGAGGAAGUAGAUGGUGAGGAGACGAAGAAAAGUAGUAGUAAGUCUGAUGGGAAACAUAGGGAGUCUAGUCGAAGGGAAAACAGAGAGAUUGAGAAGGAGAAGGAUAGAGACAGAGACCGAAACCGUGAUAGGAAAUAUAAGGAACGGAAAAGUGAGAAGUUGCAUGGUGGUGAAGAUCAUUAUGGGUCCAAGGCGGUGUCUGAUAAAACUGACUUGAAUUCUCAAGAGCAGCUACGAAGUCCAGGGUCAGAGAGUUAUUCUGAGAAGCAAGCAAGGCGAAAGCGGGAUAAUUAUGGUGAUGGUGAUAAGCAUCAAGAUAGCGUUGAUGAUGUAAAUCAGAAGCUUUUGAUUUCAGGAGAUGAUAACGUUAAAGAUGGAAGUCAGAGGGGAGAUAAGAACAAAGAUAAAUGUGAAAAAGACAUUGAAGACGAGAAACAGUGGGGUGCUAAGCAGAAGGAUGACCUACCCCCUAAAGAACACACUAGGUCUGAUGAUAAGCCCUUCGGAGAUGAAAAAGAUGUUUCUGAAAGUAAACGGAAGAAAUCAAAAUUUCAGGAGAACGAUCGUGACCAUGGUCAAGAGUAUGGGCAUGAGCCUGACAGUGAACAUGAUGGAUAUUGUGAUCGUUCUCGUGAUUAUGAACGCAGUCGAGACUAUGAGCGAGGUCGAGGUCGAGACCGUGAGCGAGAUAAGGACCGGGAUCAUGAGCGAGAUAGGGAUCGUGAUCGGGAUAGGGAUAGGGACAGGGAUACAGAACGUGAUCGGGAUAGGGAUAGGGACAGGAACAAGGAACAUGAUCGUGAUCGCCGUGAUUAUGAGCGCGAGCGGGUUCGUGACCGUGAUCGGAGUAGAGUUCGAGACAGGGAUCAUGAUAGGGAAAGGACCCGUGAUGGAGAGAGAGGCCAUAGUCGUGAUUAUUCUUACGAUCAAGAACAAAGCAAUGGUGAACAUGGCAGAGAUUUUGAUGGGGAUGUUCCGCAUUUUGAUAACCAAAGCGGCCAUCGCAAAGAUAGUAGGGAAAAGAGGAGAUCUCCAGAUGAUCACGAUGACCUGAGUGACAACAAAUCUAGGACCCUCGUAGCUCAUGCUGACAUGGAAACUAAAAGUAACAGGGAGCAACCCUCCAGUUCUCACGGGGCUCAAGAUGAUAUCGGGCAUAUUUCGGAUCAGAUAUCGAAAGGAAUCUCUUCCAGGGACGCAGCAGAUCUGUCUGGAGGGUCAGAGAGAGGUUUGAAAUAUAGAGCUUCUGAGAAAACAGUAAAAAUGGAGGAUGGUUCUUUUGGUGAGUUGUCUGUUGAAAGAUCUUCCAGUACAAAAGCUUCACCUCGCUUAAUGGAAAAAUCUCCCUCUUCGACUAGCCUUGAGCGUAGAUACAUAAAUCGAAGUGGUACAAGACGGAGCGUUGAGGUUGAAGAAACAGGCCAGAGGAGUCACACCCGAGAUCUUUCAGCUCAUGAAGAGAGAUUGAGUAGGGACUUACCUUCUGAGAAGUCUUUUGGAGAUUCAUCCCAGGCAGAAUUAUCCUUUGGUUAUAAAGCCCACCUAAACAACUCAUCCUUCCCACCACGUCCUGAAUCUAAGGGUGGAAUGGGCAGCCCUAUAGUGGGCUCGCAUGAAGAGGAUAACAGGGUCAAUAUCGGUGGGCGUUACAAGAGGGGUGGUGAUUUGAAUAUGGGAAGAGGCCAAGGGAAUGCAUGGAGGGGCACUCCAAACUGGCCUUCCCCAGUCCCAAACGGAUUUAUUCCAUUUCCACAUGGUCCACCUCAUGGGGGUUUUCAAUCUAUGAUGCCACAAUUCCCAUCUCCGUCUCUCUUUGGUGUCAGACCUUCAAUGGAAAUGAGUCAUUCUGGAAUACCUUAUCACAUUACUGAUGCCGAGAGGUUCUCUGGUCACCUGCGUCCACUCGGUUGGCAAAAUAUGAUGGAUGGAUCGAGCCCUUCUCACAUGCAUGGGUGGGAUAUGAGUAACGGUAUAUUCAGCAGGGAUGAACCACACAUGUAUGGAGGAGCUGAGUGGGACCAUACCAGACGAAUGCAUAACCGGGGUUGGGAAUCUAGUGCAGAUGCAUGGAAAGCCCAAAAUGGGGAUGCGAGCAUGGAUGUCUCGUCGGUGGCCCAAAAGGACGGGCAGCCAGGACAAACUGCGGAUGACGAUGUUCUUACUGGCCAGACAAAUCACUCUGAACGUAACAGGGCAAAAAGCGUUGAAGGAGCUGGGGCUAAUCUAACAUCACCAUCGAAAGACUUGUCCAUGAAUUCUCCUAACAUUGUGGCCGAUGAGACAAGUGGCCAUCCCAUUGCAGAAUCGGCAGAUAAUGCCGAGUGUUAUGCCCGCUAUUACCUUUCUAAGCUUGAUAUAUCGGUAGAACUUGUCGAUGCUGAGCUGCAUAGCGAGUGCAUGAGCUUAGUAAUGGAUGAAAAAAGUCCAAUAAUUGUCGAUGGAAGUGCUGUGGUUAUAAAUCUUAAGGAUGAAGGAAAAGCGUUGGUGAAGGAUGACUAUGCCACCUUGUCAAUGUUCUCGUUGAUUCCUACCGGAAACAGUUCACUGUUUCAGACGGCUAUGGAGAUGUACAAGGAGCAGAGGGCUGAGAUGAAGGGUCUUCCGGAGGUCGGUCCUCCAUAUAGGGAGAAUGGGAAGGAAGAAGAGGGGAGUUGUACCAGAGCAUCAGACUCACAGGAAGAGAAACUGGGAGGUGAGACAGUAGGCAAACAUGAAAGCAACUCCUCCUCCUCAUCUGAUGGGGCUGUUGCCAAUGCCAUGGAAGCUGGAAAAAGCAGGAAACCCCGCACAGAGGAGAGAAGCCAUAAACAGGAGCAAGUGAAGUCGGAUGAUGGUGGUGGUGGUGGUGAAGGGGAGGAGACAUUAGGUCCUGAUGAAACUCAUGAAUCCCCUGAUGAGUCAGUAAUAAGUCGGAUACAUCCCCAUUGAUACCAAUUUUCUCGUUCCUUGAAACUUUUCCUCUCUCUCCCGUUUUACUCUGAUUUGGCUCCCCAAAAAAAAAAAUUCCUCUUUCUCACCCCUUUUUAUUUGUUCUCCCCUUUGCUCUUUUUUUUAAUGAAAAUCAAACAAAAAAAACAAAUCACGUAAAAAAAAAGGGUUGUUUGGAUC